GCCAAACGUGCUGCACAAUGUUGUGUUUAAAGUAUUCAGAGUAGGGAUUAUAAUAUGCUGUCCGAAAUCAUCUCUCCAGGCUGCAGGUUCACGCCAUGGAGGCGGCCCUCCUUCCACGGCAAGAUCCGCCGCUGGCUGCGGUGGACCACCUCGGCCGUCCGGCCGUCCGCGGCAGCUCCGGCCGGUGGCCGGCCGCGCUCUUCAUCAUCGGAAUGGAAGUGGCGGAACGGUUCGCGUUCUGUGGCAUCAUGGGCAACCUGAUCAUGUACCUGACCGGCCCGCUCGGGCAGUCCACCUCGUCCGCCGCGGCGGCCGUCAACGCCUGGAUGGGCGCCUCGUUCCUGCUGGCGCUGCUUGGUUCGGCAGUUGCCGACUCGUGGCUCGGCCGCUAUCGCACCGUCGUCGCCGCAUCCGUCCUCUACAUCUUGGGGCUGGCCAUGCUCACCCUCUCAUCAGUUCUUGUGCCACAAGUGCGAGUGGAGUGUGAAGGCAGGGUGGAGGCAGCUGAAUGCUCAGAUUUGUCUGGCCAAGUGGCAUUUUUCUACUUCUCCCUCUAUCUGUUGGCGUUUGCCCAGGGUGGACACAAACCUUGCGCCCAGGCAUUCGGUGCGGAUCAAUUUGACGAGAAUGAGCCUCAAGAACUGGCAUCGAGAAGCUCUUUCUUCAAUUGGUGGUUCUGGGCUGCAUAUGGCGGCAAUACUUUUACCGUCUCCAUACUUAACUACAUUCAAGAAAGCGUAAGCUGGCAGCUUGGGUUUGGGAUCCCGUGUGUUGCCAUGAUCCUUGCCCUUGCUGUUUUCUGUAUUGCGAGGAAGACUUACCGCUUCUAUCCUCCUAAGACUAGUGGAAACCCUUUUGGCCAAGUUGGCAAACCGUUUGCAGCAUGGAUUCGUGGUUGGCUUGCAGCAUGGCACUCAAGAUUACCUGCUGAUUCUAGCUGCGAUCUGCCAACACCGUCGUCACCGAAGGUGGAUGCUAGUGAUAGCGACACGGGCAGCUCGAAUGAUCCUCAUGAAGCCACAGCAUUGCUCAGGUUGUUUCCCAUAUGGGCUACCUGCCUGAUUAACACGGUUGUUGGCGCACAGUGCUUCACUUUCUUCUCUAAACAGGCAAGCACACUGGACAGGAACAUAGGGGGCUUAGUGGUACCAGCUGCUUCCCUGCUAAACUUGAGCAACGCUUCGAUCAUGAUCUUUCUUCCAAUCUAUGACAAAAUCUUCGUUCCGAUAGCUAGGAAAUUUACAAAGAACCCUUCAGGUAUCACAGUGCUGCAGAGGGUCGGCACCGGCUUGGUUAUUAUGAUCCUCAUGGUGAUUGUUGCUGCCUUGGUGGAGAUGAGAAGGCUCAAGCUAGCAAGAGACUACGGCCUCUUGGAUAAGCCUGGAGCUGUUGUUCCUAUGAGCGUCCUAUGGAUGGUCCCUCAGUACAUUCUGUUUGGGUUGGCUGAUGCGGUUGCACUCGUCGGCCAGCAGGAAUUCUUCUACGACCAAGUUCCUGAUGGUUUCCGCAGCAUGGGCUUGGCUUUGUACAUAAGCAUAGCUGGAAUAGGGAACAUCAGCAGCAGCUUUCUUGUUUAUGCCAUCGACAAGGUGACCAGUAGCACCGGGGGAAGCUGGUUCUCCAACAAUCUUAACCGAGCCCAUCUCGAUUACUUCUACUGGUCUCUUGCACUGCUCGGUGCUUUUGGCCUCGCUGCUUACAUCUACUGUGCACAAGCCUAUGUGCAUAAGAAAAAGGGUAGAAUGAUUGCGCAUGAGAUGAGCUCUUGAGUUUCAUGACAGUCAAGCGCAUAAACUAGCUAUUGGUGUUCUUCGUACAGAUUUUUAUUCCAAAGUUAUAUGGGUUGCAGAUGCUUUCAUAUGUUCUUGUACACUGCCUUUGAGGAUGGAUGACGGUUAAAUUUGCUUGCAGUAGUCUUCUGGAAAAAGAUCUAGCUAGUUUGAAUUGUAUUCUUGAUCCUGAUUUGUGUAUUCCUAUCUUGUUACAACAAGAAACCGUAACUACUUCGUUA
Messenger RNA from Panicum virgatum (switchgrass), 2011 nucleotides. RefSeq names its product protein NRT1/ PTR FAMILY 5.10-like. The coding region runs from base 96 to 1769 and encodes 557 amino acids. The record is from RefSeq and is a predicted model, not a curated record. Gene Ontology annotation, cellular component: membrane. The transcript is spliced from 4 exons. Gene Ontology annotation, molecular function: transmembrane transporter activity. NCBI's taxonomy places the organism in Eukaryota, Viridiplantae, Streptophyta, Magnoliopsida, Poales, Poaceae. Gene Ontology annotation, biological process: oligopeptide transport; transmembrane transport.